AUGGUAGACUCGUGGAGACGAGAACUGGAAAAGGAACAUGCCACACCUGGGCACUGCCUGUCGUUUCUGACUGGUAGUGGUAAGCGACGGACCCUUCUUGACGAAGACUCGACGCAGAGUCCGAAUCAGAACAACAACAACAACAACAAAUCGUUGUCUGGAGCCAUGGAAGCUGCUAACCGAGUUGCAAAAGAAGCCGAUGAGCUAGCAGAUACUUCCGCUGCUGCUGCAGCAGUAGAAGAAGAAGAAGAUCAACGAGAUCCCCACCCCAUGGCAGAACAAGACAUGAAGCAGGCUACGAUGCAGCUGAUCAGCAAAGGAAAUUUCAAAUUGGGGGAGUUGGAUUGGGACAAAGCGGGAGACUUGAUUCAGUACUGGACAAAACAAGGAACAGAAGAGAGUGUUCAUCUGUCCAUCAUUUUGUUUGAUCGAAUGGUGGAAGAACACGAAAAGGCCAGCAAAUGGAGCGACAGUCAAAUGAUGUUCUGGUUAAAGGCCGUCAUCCAGAACUGGAACCAAGGUCAAAGAGCGUCAAAGUACACCACGUUCGAGCCAAAAGACAUGAUCGAGCAAGUCGAAGUGUGGUAUAACUGCAUUGAACUUGAUCCAGAAGUAUACUCAAUGAUCAUUGAUGGAGCUGCUUAUAGCCAGCCUUAUCUAGCGGAUUCGCUACUGAGAAGAACAGUCGAUUCACGGCGCAAGGGCUUGAUAUACUCCCACACCUACAACCAAGUUAUCAAGGCAUGGGUCGAUGCUGGAGAUCCAUAUCAAGCGGAGGGCCUUCUGGACUUUAUGCUCAAUGAAUAUCGCAACCGACGAGAGGGCGGCGGAGCCAUUGCUGCCAAGCCCAAUAGGCAGUCGUUCCAUUUGGUCCUACUUGGGUGGGCAAGCUCCAAUGAGUCUGUUGCAGCCGAGCGAACCCAACAGAUUCUCGAAAAGAUGGACAUGUAUUCACAAACAGGAGCACUGGCCAGCGUCAAACCCAAUGCGUCCACAUACAAGUGGGUCAUGGACUGCGUAAUCAAGUCACCAAAUCAAACCUCCGAAUUGAACGCCAAACGAGCGCAGGGUAUCCUUGAUAUCUUGAAGGCAAAAGCUAACAAAGGUGAAGAAGACUUCCGGCCACCCACCGAACUCUAUUCGGUUGUUGUCGCGGCGUGGGGGAGAGCAGGGAAUCCAGACAAAGCAGAAGAUCUCCUACACGACUUGUACAAGGACUACUGUAAGCGGGACCACGACAAACGAUUACAGCCCAGUCUUGAACUCUUUAAUAACUUGCUGAUGGGUUGGUCCAAGGUCAAAACCAAGGCUAAACGCAAAAAGGCGGGUGCACGAGCACAGGCAAUUCUCGAACACAUGGACAAGUUGGCAUCCAGUAAGGUUUUACCUGGGGUGAAACCCGAUUUGCAGAGUUACAACAUUCUGCUGGAUUGUUGGGCCCGAUGUGGCGACGGUGCACGUGCCCAAGAUCUCCUGGAGAAUAUGAUUGACAAGUGGGAGUCCGGUGAAAACACCGUAGCGCCAGAUACCGUGUCCUAUUCUCGAGUUCUCACUGCCUGGAACCGCGGAGGGCACCGAGAUCGUUGCGAACACAUUGUGGAUGUUCUCCACAAGCAGUUUUUGCAGCUUGGAAACUAUCGAAUCCAUCCAAAUCUCAUUUUGUGUGGACUGGCUACCUUCUCGUCGCAACCGGAGGCCUUGCAGAAGGCCAUGCAGCUCUUUCACAAGAUGAAGGCACUGCACGCAGGCGGAGAACGGGUGGACCUGAAGCCCAAUACCACUAGUUACAAGCAUUUGCUGGAAUGUGUGCACAAGGCAGACCUGAGCAAUUGUGGGAACCACGCCCAAAGCAUCCUGAAUGAAAUGCUGGGCAAGUACUCGGCUGGAGAUGAGGACGUCAAACCAGAUGUCGAAACCUACAAUGUUGUUAUGAAAGCUCUUGUCAAGACCAAACAACCGAAACGGACGGAAGAGGUACUCGCUCAAAUGUAUGAAGAAGAUGUUCGAGGCUCCCGCGUGUACCCCAACUUGGAUACAUUCAACCUCAUCUUGACCGCUUGGGCCAAGUCUGGAAUGGGUGACGAAGCAUCCAAGCGGUCGGAACAGAUACUAAGACGCUUGGAACGCAUUCAUGAGUCCAGAAUCUUGCAGAAUGUGAAACCAGAUGUUGUCAGUUACAACACGGUUUUGGAAUGUUUGGUUCAGCCCCCACACUCACCUGACAUUGGUAAGAGAGCUGAUCAGUUGCUGAAGCGAAUGGAACAAGCGGGAGUGGAGCCCAAUUCCAGCACCUACAACCGUGUCAUUAUAGCGCUCAAGAGUAGCGGCGACACAAAAAGGGCCAAUCAACUCCUGCGGCAAUUGAAAAAGAAAACCAACCAGAAAAAAAUGUCAGACGAAGAUUCGUUGAUGCAGACUCCCUCGGUUCAGUGGUUCUAG
Seminavis robusta is the source of this 2439-nucleotide messenger RNA. Lineage: Eukaryota; Bacillariophyta; Bacillariophyceae; Naviculales; Naviculaceae. The record is from the annotation of a GenBank genome assembly.